CCUGUAGUUAUCAUUAACUAUCAAGGAUAACAAGAAUAUUUUUUUUGUGCCUUAAAAAAGCUUUCACUUGAUAUUUUUAUAGUUACUGUUUGGAAAGAAAUUAUUUGCCACUUCUGAUGUUGAACUGGUCUGGUUAGCUUGAUUAAUUUAUUCUAGAGACACUUUAACUGUAGAGAUUUUUUAUUGAUUGUUAAUUACGAUCUAUGUUUUCAAAGUUUUAACAAAGUCUCAAUCCCAUUUCAGGACUAGAACAGCUAAACGCAAUAGUGGAUCUAAAAGGUUGAUCCAUUUUAUUGUUUUUGGGUUUCAUCGAUUCUUUUAACAUUCAAAUUCAUUGUUGUUUUGAGCCAUCAUCCAAGUUAUGUCUUUGACACCAAGAGUAAACGAAGAAGUGGUUGAAAAGUGUGAAAAAUUGUAUCAAAGGAUUAAAAAAGAUGCUGCUUGUGUAUCAGCUACUUCAGAUGCCCAUGUUUGGGAUGAAAAACCAUCAUGGUUUGACGAAAAAAAAUUCAAAAAAGGACAAGAAACGGCCUUAAAAUAUUUCACUAGCGUCUUUUUAAGUCACACCAUUGGACUAACUGUUUUAUUCAAUAUACCAACAAUGAUAACACCAUUAGCAGUAACUCGGACCCAUGCAAGUGUUUCCAAGCUUUUUACUCGUUACUUGGCUGUGUUUAUCCAUGUCAAAAAAUGGUAUGAAACGGAUCCUUAUGAGAAAGGUAGCCUUGGUCACAAAUCAUUGAAAAUGGUAAACAAUUUUCACAGAAAAGUUGGUUCCGAUAUGAACAAAAGUGUUAUUGAACCAGGUAAAAAUCCGGUAUGGAUAAGCCAAUAUGAUAUGGCGGUGACUGUUUGGUGUGUUAUUGCUCCAGUCAUCUUGGAUCCUAAAAAAAUUGGAUUCCAUGGAAUCACUCGAGAAGAGAUUGAAAAUCUAAUGCAUGUUUGGGCAUGUAUUGGACGUUUACUUGGAGUUGAGGAUCGUUUCAAUAUUAUGACGGGAAGUUAUGAUGAGGCUCAUUAUCUGUGCACCAUAAUCAAAGAACGGGAAUAUAAACCUAUCAUCGAGAAGAUGGAGUUUCCUUCCUCUGUUGGCUUUGAAACUUGCAAGGGUAUUGCCAUUGGUUUACAGCCUCUAUCACCAUAUGUUUCACUACAAGGAUUUAUGAGAUACUGGUACAGCAUAUUUGACUUUAAAGUUGACGUACCUGUGGAAUCACCGUUGGCCGAGAAAGCGGGUUACAUUUUACUCCAUUUCAUCUUCCGUCUACCCUUCAGCCAAUACUUUUUCUCAGUCAUUUUGAGAUAUUUUCUCGACUAUUGUGACAAAAAUCGUAAGAGCAUCGCUGCUAAAUUGGCAAAACUUUAUCCAGAUGACGUUUUACCAUACAUUCCACCAGAUAAGUUCCAACCUAAAGAACUGCUGGCUCGAUCAUAAUCAUCUCAUUGAUUUGGCGGACAAAAAUUGCUCAAAAUAAAUACAUUGUAGUCUUUAAAGUUGUAUAUCACCUUUAAAAAUUUAUAUUUUCAUCACUUUUCAAGCUUAUUAUUUACGAGCACCAUUUAGUGCAAAAAUUAUAUCACUUUUUUUACUUAAUUACAUUUAAUAAAUGAUUUUCAUCCAUUUAA
Messenger RNA from Tetranychus urticae (two-spotted spider mite), 1626 nucleotides. RefSeq lists its product as uncharacterized. Lineage: Eukaryota; Metazoa; Arthropoda; Arachnida; Trombidiformes; Tetranychidae. The record is from RefSeq and is a predicted model, not a curated record.